Leptopilina heterotoma is the source of this 2365-nucleotide messenger RNA. Its product is annotated as intraflagellar transport protein 74 homolog. Gene Ontology annotation, biological process: cilium assembly; intraciliary transport involved in cilium assembly. The transcript is spliced from 3 exons. Lineage: Eukaryota; Metazoa; Arthropoda; Insecta; Hymenoptera; Figitidae. Gene Ontology annotation, cellular component: intraciliary transport particle B; centrosome; cilium. The record is from RefSeq and is a predicted model, not a curated record. Gene Ontology annotation, molecular function: beta-tubulin binding. Bases 196 to 2025 code for a protein of 609 amino acids.
CAGUUUCCAUGACAACCGCUUACAUCACAAACGACUUCAUACAAUAACAAAAUUUACAUUCUUCCCGACGUUUUCUAUGCUAAUGCUUCAUUAUAAUUAUUAAGACAUAAAGAAAUAUCUCGAUGAGGAAAAUAAUAUGAAUAGACAGAUUUAAGAAAGAGGAAAUUUUAUUUUUUACUAAACAACACAGAAAAAAUGGAGAGACCCACAUCUCGUAGAGGAGUUAAAAGCGAAAUACAUGAUUUUAAAACAUUUUCAAAUAUCAAUAAAACUGAAACGCCAGAUCGAAAUUUAUAUUCACGAUCUUCAUCAUCAUCCCUUAUGUCAAAUCGAUUUUCAAAUACGAUGCCACAUUUCAAUUCCGCAGUAGGAUCGAAUCGUUUGAACACUAGUUUAUCAACAAAUUCAUUUGUUGUUAAUAACAAUAAUAUGGACAGACCUGUAACUCAACAAGGUAUAGCUGCAAUGCGUCCUAAUUCUACUAGAGGAGUACCGCAAAUAAUGAGACAAAUACAAGAUAAACGUUACUAUGAAGGACUUGUACAACUUAAGAUAAGAGAGCUGGUACAAGAAAUAUCAAAUAUUUCUAAAGAAGUAGAUUUACAAGUCAAACAAAGAGUGACGUUCCUGCAUUAUGAUCAAAGAGCAAAGGGACUUGCAUCAGAAUUAAUUGAACUUCAAAGUCAAUUAGCUGACUACAAUAUUGUUGUUGACAAAAUGACAGUAGAUACUGGAAAAAGUUUUAUUGAACAAGAAGCCACUGAACUUUCUCAAAUUAAUGAUAUUGCUUUAUCUGAAAUAGAGACAAUGUUCAAUAAACGGCAAAGAAAAGAAAAGCAUUUACUUACACUUGAAAAGGCUGUUGUCGCAGAAAGGUCGAAUACUGAAAAAAUAGUAGAAAACAUGAAUCAAAUAGUUUUAAAAAAAUACAAUGAACUCUGCGAACAAAAAAUUAAACUUCAAAAACACGUUGACGAAAUGCAGUAUACUUUGGACAAUUUAUCAUCAAAAAAAUUAAUUCUAGAAGAAAAUAUAGCGCUGUCGCAAAUAAAGCAAGAAGCCGUAAAGUUACAGUCAAAAAUAAUGGAGAUUUCAAAAAAGAGAAACACAUUACGAGAAGAGGAUAAAAAAAGGCUUUCGCCAGAAGAAGAGAAAAAAAGUCUUUUUCAGAAAGUCAAACAAGACAACACUGAUAUAACUGUAUCUGAACGUCAUAUUACAGCAGCGAAAAAACGAAUAAUGGAGAUAGAGCAGGAGAUUGAACAAUUGGAUAGUAAUGUUGAUGCAUCUUUGUCAGAAAAAUUGGUUAAAUAUAAGGAACUUCGUAAAAGAGAGGAAGUAAUGGAAGAAUUUAUGGCCUCUUUUAAAGAAAAUGAAACGGUUGAAUUAAAGAAAUUUAAGGAAUUAACUGACAGUGUGACCAGUUGUUUAGAGCAUUUAUCAAGGGAAAUUGAUGGUGAAUUAGAACUGUCAGAGAACAGAAAAUUAGAAGUUUUAAACAGCACAUAUACCGAAUUUAAUAAUAUAAAUAAUGACCUGAACCUAAAGAGCAUGGAGAAGGAAUUCUUUCGAUUGAACAGUAUAUUACUAAAAAUAAGAAACUUUAAUAAACAAUUGAGAACAGAAUUAUUUCAAAGUAAACAAAAUAUUGAAAAAUAUAACAGGGAGUUAAUGGUUUUAGGUGAUUUGGAUAGUCUUAAAGUAAAAUUAAAAGAGUCAAAUAUUGAACUUUUAGAUGAGAGGAAUCAACUUAAAGAACAUCUUCCAAACGCUGUGAAUAAAUUAGAACUUCUGUUAAAACAAUAUGAUGACGUUAAACUUCGUUUACUUCAAAAUGAUAAUUAUUCGCAAGUUGUUGUUCUUGAAGAAAAGUUUAAAAAAGCAACCGAUAAGAAUGAAAAUAUUUCUGCUUUCAUUUUUAAGGAAAGAGAACGACUAAAUUACAAUCACAUCAAGAAAAGUGCACUAUCUUCAAAUGUAAAAUAUAACUCACAGCUUAUUAAUAGUGUAAGAAGUAUAUAUUAAAUCGGUUUUUCUGUAUAAUGCUGAAAUUUUCUUUAAUUUAACAAAUUGACUUUUGUGUUGUUAAUUAUGGAUCAAAAUUGAAAAAAAAUUAUUUCUUGUUUAUUUCUUUACGUUCAUUAUAUUUACUACUUACUUUGUCAAAUAAGAAGCUAUGACUCUUUCUUGUCUGCUAUCUGAAAUCGCUACUAUUAUGCGUUAAAUAAUUGUGGUUCAAAAGUUUUUGAGGUGAAAAAUUUUAAGGAGAAUUCAAAAACUAAGUUUUUAAUAAUACAGGACUCGAACCAGUGAAAGUAUUUAAAAGUACGGAUUUUACGGACCAAAAAUGAAAAAUUAUCGACCA